This is a messenger RNA of Candidula unifasciata, 1763 nucleotides long. Lineage: Eukaryota; Metazoa; Mollusca; Gastropoda; Stylommatophora; Geomitridae. The record is from the annotation of a GenBank genome assembly.
CCUCGUCUGGGUUUGGCGGCGGUUCAGCAUUUGGCGGUCAGACACCGCUGGCAGGCGGCAGCUUGUUUGGAGGUGGAGCCAGUGGUACCGCUGGCAGUACAGGUGGUGGAUUGUUUGGUUCUGUAGGUGGCUCAGGGUUUGGGCAGACACAGAACCCUGGUGGAUUUUCAUUUGGCGCCAAUGCAAGUGGCAACACUGGAGGACUGUUUGGCAACACUAGCCAGGCCAACACGGGAACAAGUUCCUUGUUUUCAACACCAGCAGCUAGCACCGGGUUUGGAGCUAGACCCGGAGGUUUUGCUGCCACUGGUGCAUUCGGUGGGGCCAGCGCUGGUAUGGCCACAGUUGGGACCACUGUUCCCUUCAACCCACCAAAUGGUCAAGAUACCAUGAUGAAAAGUGGAGUCACCACGAACAUCAACACUAAACACCAGUGUAUCACAGCCAUGAAGGAGUACGAAAAUAAAAGUUUAGAGGAACUUCGAAUGGAAGAUUACAGCGCUAACCGGAAAUCAAAACAGGCAGGCUCAACCAGCACAGUGGGCUUAUUUAGUCAGACUCCAGCUACUCAGGCAAACACAAGUUUUGUGUUUGGAGGUGGUCUGGAUUUUGGCAGCACUAGUUCUGCAGCGACAACACCUUUCAGCCAAAAUAGGCCUCUGUUCGGGACAGCCACAACAACCCAGUCCGGGUUUGGUUUCGGUACUUCAACAGCGACUCAGCAGUCCUCCUCCCUCUUUGGAAGUCCUGCUAGGCCUUUGUUUGGAGGUACAACCUCAACCCAGCCCUCGUUGACUGGAGGAUCCAGCUUUUUUGGAGCAUCAGCUGCUGGGGCAUCCAAUCCAGUCGGAUUUGGUACCAGCACACAAAGUGGAGGAUUGUUUGGAGCAGCUAAGCCAACAGGUUUCGGCACAGCCACCACACCGUCGAUUGGCUUUGGAACUGGAGGAAGCCUGUUUGCCAAGCCCACAUCACAAGCCUCAACGUUUGGGUUUGGAACUAACACUAGCACUGCUGGAUUUGGGAAUACAACAGGAGGUGGUCUCUUCAGCAGUAUUAAGCCUACAGGAUUUGGUACAGCAACCACAGGCUUGGGAACUGGAACAUCAUCAUUUGGGUUUGGGGCUGGGCUUGGUACAGGAACAGCAACUAACACGUUUGGUUUACCUGCAGCAAAACCAGCCUUUGGAACUGGUUUCUCAUUUGGGGGUGGAACCUCCGGAACCACAGCAUUUGGCAGCACUUUAGGAAGUACAAACAAUCCGAUCGGCAGUCUUAAUCUAGGAGGGGCUGGCACUAAUUUGGGCAUGGGUGCUACAGCACCUACCCAGAGCAACAGCAACCAGCACCUUCUGGCACUAGCCUCCUCGCCUUAUGGGGACAACCCUUUGUUCUGGAACCUGAAGCAGCAAAGUAAAGAUCGUAGAGAUGACGCCUUGAAACCUACCAACCCCAACGCCCAGAAAGCUGCCUUAUUCUCAGCAAAUCGGCCAAAGGUUAGCCCUCGACCGACUACAAAGAUCAAGCCAAAAUCACUUCACUCCCUUCUUAGUGGAGGGAAGGCACAGUUGUUUGAUGGGCUAGAAGAUGAAGACUUUAGCUUCGGCGAUGACACCUUUAUUCCCCGCAAGAGUGUGAAGAAACUUGUCCUGGGAAAAAGGACAAGUAACAAGUCACUUGCAGAGUCAAGCUCGGUCUACAGUGACACAGUUGGAGAUGUCACAUCUCAGCUGGACGAGUCCUGCAACAGUAAUGGCCCAGCA